AUGGCACAGCGGGAAGAGGUUAUUAGGAGGACUGUGUAUGUAUCAGAUAUUGAUCAUCAGGGGAACCCUACACCAUCUCGCAUAAGAUGGUCACCGAGCGGUCAGGAAGCCUGCACUCGAGCUGGUCUUAUACAUGUCUGCAUGAGGCACCUCCAAGGUUCAUUUCCUAUUGAGGUACAUAAUGAACCUGUACUUCUUCAAUGGUUAUGCUCGUGUUCGGGGAAAUUAUGGGCGGAUUUCACGGAGGCACAGAUGAGUGGCUUGCAAUUGGAAGCCCCUGAUAUUCUUGCACCUCUACUUUUUGAGCCCCAACCUGAGGUUUGUUUUUUCCUUUGUAAUGUUCUAGUAGAAGCGCUGUCACGUUUUGCCUUUGGCCAUAACAAGAACCUAAAAUCAGUUGCUGUUGCUAAUUGGAAGCCUCAGUCAAAAUCUGUGCUUACUUCUUUGCCUUCUUUCCUGAUCAAGGGUGCAGGUAGUGUCCAUACAACCCCAAGCCGCUACAUGUCGCAAGGAAGUAUAGUUUCAUCUACAGUUUCUCCUUUAUUGGGAGAUUCUGAUUCUGGCAUAUUGAAUGAUUGUGUUAGCAAGGGAGGUUUAAACCACACAAGACCAAGACCACUAGAAAAUACAUUCUAUUUGAAGUGUGUAUUGGCUAUCUAUACUCUGGCAAAGGAUCCAUCACCACAUGUUGCAAGUCUUGGUCAGCGAGUGCUGUCCACUAUUGGUAUUGAACAAGUGGUUGCUAAAUCUGUGAAGUCUAGUGGUGAAAGUGUACGCCCUGUUGAAUCAACGAGUACUCCAAAUCCUCGUCUUGCUGGACUAGCUCAUUCAUCAUCUUGUUUUAGCAGGCCAUUUUCCGCUGACAUUCAGAACCCUCCUGUUAGUCCUUCUAGAUCAAGCUACUUGGAAAUGCGAAGAGUUUGCUCCCCAGAAUUAAGGCCACGUCUGAUGAAUUCUCCAGACUCAGGGUUAGCAGAUCUACGUUUAGUUGGGACACAAUUUGGAACUGGCACCAAAGCUGCUUUGCUGCAGCCCUUCUUGCCUGUUGUGAUUGCUGCAGACGAGAAAGAAAGGAUAAGAAGAUGGACAUAUCCGGAUCUGGAAAGAUUACAUGUCAAAGGGGCAUCAGAAAUUAGUUACUGCAUUUUCUUCAGUUCAGGGUAA
Messenger RNA from Fraxinus pennsylvanica, 1164 nucleotides. The record is from the annotation of a GenBank genome assembly. Lineage: Eukaryota; Viridiplantae; Streptophyta; Magnoliopsida; Lamiales; Oleaceae.